This is a messenger RNA of Siniperca chuatsi (mandarin fish), 3820 nucleotides long. It is a transcript of the gene recql, whose product is annotated as RecQ helicase-like. Gene Ontology annotation, biological process: double-strand break repair via homologous recombination. The record is from RefSeq and is a predicted model, not a curated record. NCBI's taxonomy places the organism in Eukaryota, Metazoa, Chordata, Actinopteri, Centrarchiformes, Sinipercidae. The coding region runs from base 798 to 3326 and encodes 842 amino acids. The transcript has 15 exons. Gene Ontology annotation, cellular component: chromosome; cytoplasm. Gene Ontology annotation, molecular function: 3'-5' DNA helicase activity; ATP binding; nucleic acid binding.
UGCUGCCGUCUAAACUCCUCUGCCCCGCGACCACAGACUGCAUUAAACAGCUUGAGAAGAGCCAGACCCGCGCAGAACCGAUCACCGGCGAUCGCCGCACAACGCAUUCCGGUUAGAUUCGGUUAGAUUCAGUCCGACUUGAUCCCGACUUGCUCUGACGUCACGUACACGUGGGCAAUGAUAACCUCACGAGAUCGAGGCUGCUGCAGUUUUUAGGGUCGUGUCUAGAUGGUAAACUUGGAUUUGCUCGACAAAUUGCUUCAGGCAAUAAAACUACUUGGGUAGGUUUAGGAAUGCGCACAAUAAAGAAACAACAACAGGGUUACCAUCUAGACACGAUCUGUUUUUAGAGCUAGGCGCUGCAGGUGCGACUGCAAGACCCCGGGCAUGAUGGGAAACGCCUGGCUAUCGCCAGACCAAAGAGCUGAUUGGCUCUUAGUUUUGAUCACAAACAGCACGUGCGCGUUCAGCCCCGACAGAACGUAGCAAAGCGCUUAUUUAAACGGAAGUGGUGGUGCUCUGAACACCCUGUUGUGUACGCAAGCGCACUGCAGGGUUUAUAUACCCGUCACUGGGACUGGGUAACACCUCUGACACACCCACCAAACGAGAGAAAACGUGCCUCAAAGCGUUGCACACCGGAAACCGGAGCAAAACGAUGUAAACCUUUUUCAGAUUGAACGCGCCCCUGUUGUCUGUCUACUAUAGCAACCGUGAAGUGGAUUCAGCAACAGGAAAGGGGCUGAAAGGAGUUGCUGAAUGAGAAUCAUAUCAACAUCUCUGACGGUCUGAGAAAUAUGGAUGGUGGAACUAAUGAUGUGCAGGCAGAGCUGGACUCGGUGGAGGCAGAGCUGGAGUUGGUGGAGCUGCAGAUCACAGAGCUCCUGCAGAAGCAGGCUGAGCUUACUACUCGUAAGAAUGCACUGCUGCAGCAGCUGGAGGAAGCCUGUGAUGCUGCACAGCCAUCAUCCUCUUCAUCUUCCUCAAAGGCAUCUGGAGCUGAACCAAAAAUAAGCAAGCAGGAGAUACGGCGCUAUGAUGGCACAGAUUUCCCAUGGUCCGAAGAAGUGGAGCAGCACCUGAAGGACUCGUUCCAUCUCUCCACGUUCAGACCACUGCAGCUGAGGGCCAUCAACCUGACCCUGUCAGGCAGAGAUCUGUUCCUGGUGAUGCCCACAGGAAGAGGAAAAAGCCUCUGCUACCAGCUGCCUGCAGUCUGUUCUAAGGGUUAUACAUUGGUAGUCACUCCCCUGGUGUCCCUGAUGGAGGACCAGAUCAUGUACCUGAAGUCCAUCGACGUGUCAGCAGUCAUGCUGAAUAGGUCCAGUAGCAAGGAGCACGUCAAGACAGUUAUGGCUGGAAUGAUGGAUCCCAAGGCCCCUUUCAAGCUGGUGUACGUGACUCCGGAGAAGAUCGCCAAGAGCAAGCUGCUCAUGUCCCGUCUGGAGAAAGCCUACAAAGCAAACCUGCUGAGUCGUAUAGCUGUGGACGAGGUGCACUGCUGCAGCCAGUGGGGACAUGACUUCAGACCAGAUUAUAAACUGCUGGGCAUCCUGAAGAGGCAGUUCCCUAAAGUCCCAGUGCUCGGGCUCACAGCCACGGCGACGAGCAGCGUCCUCAAGGACUGUGAGAAGAUCCUGUGUGUGCCACAGCCAGUCACACUGACCGCAUCCUUCAACCGAACCAACCUCUACUACGAGGUCCGUAGUAAAGAUUCAGACAAUGAUGCAUCAAUAAGUGACAUCGCCUCUCUGAUCAAGAACAGAUACAAGGACCAGUCAGGGAUCGUGUACGUGUUCUCUCAGAAGGAUGCAGAGUCGGUAUCGUCUGAACUUCAGAAGAGAGACAUCCUGGCCUAUCCCUACCACGCUAACAUGGACCCUGACGAUAAGUCCCGCGUUCACCGCAAAUGGACCGCCAACAAAAUCCAGGUGGUGGUGGCCACAGUGGCGUUUGGCAUGGGCAUCGACAAGCCUGAUGUCAGGUUUGUCAUCCACCACACCAUCAGCAAGUCCAUCGAGAACUACUACCAAGAGAGUGGACGCGCAGGUAGAGACGACCAUCCGGCAGACUGCAUCGUCUACUUUGGCUUCUCUGAUAUCUUCAGGAUCAGCACCAUGGUGGUGAUGGAGAACGUUGGUCAGCAGAAGCUGCUGCAGAUGGUCGACUACUGCCAGAAUGUUGACAGGUGUCGGCGCUCUCUCAUGGCUGUUCAUUUUGAUGAGGUGUGGGACGAUGAAGGAUGCGACCAGAUGUGUGAUACUUGCCGCCACGCAAACGACUACACCACCAUGGACAUUACCCAGCAUGCCAGGCAGGUGGUGCAGAUUGUGGAGCUAGCAGCGUCCAUGGAUGAGAAGCUGACUCCUCUGAAGCUGGUGGAGGCGUGGAUGGGGAAAGGCCCAGCCAAGCGCAGGAAGAUGAUCCAGACCACCACACUGUCUCGGCUGCAGGCUGAAGCUGUGAUUGUGCGGCUGCUGCUACAGAGAUACCUGAGAGAGGAUUUCAGCUUCACUCCGUACACCACCUACUUCUACAUGAAGCUAGGCAGCAAAGCUCCUCUGCUGAAGAACCAGACUCACACACUCAGCAUGAAGAUGAGGACAACAGGGACUGGAUCUGCUGUGGACACAUCAGCUGUUAAAGCCAAUGAGGGGAAGAUUGAGAUGACCUUUGACCCCAUUGUCAUUGACGACAGCUGUGCCCCACAACCCAAACAGAAACUAUUUAAAGAACAGAGGAACAUGUCAAGGAAACAGGAGCUGAAGCCAGUCAGCCAGACAGACAAACGGACAGAGAGAACACAAAAACAGCUGACAGACAGACAUGGAGAGGAAGAGGAGGAUAACAGGAGAUCCAUCAAGCAUCAGCAUGUAAUUGAGGUUGAUGUUGAAAUUAACAUUAUAGAUGACAGCGAUGGUCAGAAAACAUCGUCACAUCCAGUCAAACCUUGUUCCAAACGCAAAUCCAUCACCCCGCAGAGAGUGAGGAGGAAACCCCAUGCUAACGCGGCAGCAGCGGAUGUUCCCUCUCCGUCCCCAGGUGGUGACACCAACACUGUGCCCAGCUCGCCUUCCCAGGCCUCCAUCAUCUCUGAGACUGCAGCCGAGGAGCUCUGUGACCUGAGGAACUACUACAGCAAACAGCUGAAGAGAAUAAACUACAUUUCCCAUGAAUACCUGGGGCAGCCUGCAGAUCCAGGAGUGCUGGCAUGUAUCAGGGAGCCUCUGAGGAGCCUCCGUCUGCCCCGCAGUGUCUCCAUUGGCCUGACGGCCCGCAGCCUGUGGACACGAGUCAGCGGCAGGAGGAAGCUGGUUCACCGGUGACAUCACAGUUUGAAGUUCAUUCGGCUGUAGCUAGAUUCAUGUUCAUAGGUGUAUUAUCAAAAAAUGUUCACAGCUACUGUUAUACUACAAUCACAAAUGUUUUAUCUGCUGUCACAGAUAAAGAAGCCACUGUGUAGCAUUUAAAAAUGUCAGACUUUGGAGCCAGCUGGUGGUAGAUUCGAAAAAGAGACUGCAGUAGACCAAAGUGUGUGCUGCCAACCCCCAUCACCCCACAGAUCUGACCUGGGAACACUGAGAUGAAUGGACUGAAAGCAACACAUAACAUGAUUGUUUUAUUUUUCUACAAACAAAAACAUAUGCAAUUUUGAGAAUCAUUUGUAAGAUGCUGUGAUCAAAAAUCUAAAAAAAAAUGUAUACAUAGUGGCUUUGAAUGCCCUUCAUAGGCUGAUAGACAUUUUCCAUGUUUCAUACCUCACCUGCUCUGUUGCCAAUUGAUUGUCUUCAUGAAUAUAAUAUCAAGUUUUGGACCUUGA